AUAGAACCCUAAUCUUAUUGGCUUCAUUCGCCGGCGUUUUGUGUGUGUGUCUGCCUUGCCUUCAUUUCCUCAUAAAACUAUUGAAAUAUGUUGAAAUUAAAGCUAGAGGCCUUGGAACACCCAACUCCUGAUAAAUUAGAUUAUAAUGAUCGAAAAGUUUUUGCUAGCACAGUUUUAUGGUUGGAAGACCAGAAGAUUCGAACAUACAAAAUCGAAGACCGUGAACCACUGCGCAGAGUUGAUGACACAGUGAAAUGGGAGGCCGCUUAUGAGCAAUAUAAACAGGAUCUGGGUAUGCCAACACUUGAAACACCCCUAGAAGAAUUGUCGUGGAUACUCAGUUAUGCUAUACGUUUGGAAUUUUUGGAUGCUCCUGAAGCCUACAAGGACUUAAGUGGUGAAAAAGUGGCCGAGCAAAGUAGCAAAUCCAUUAAACCUAGCAUACAGAAUGAAAACUUUUUCGAUAAUAUGGAUUUCCAACACAAAGAUUUCAUCGCUGGCGUGAGAUCUAUGGCAGCAAAGCUGAAAGUACCCCAUCACCCCAAUCAUUUGCUGCAAUUGGAAGCUAUUGCUCGCAUUGUCAAAGAACGUAUGGCCCCGGAUGUUAGAAACCGACCAGCUGUCGUAGGAACACCCUUCCCCUUUGAAAAGGGCAACGAUAUUGUUGCACCCGAUGACAACAGUCUUGAUUAUCCAGUGAGAAUUUUGCGUCUGUUGCAAAUUCAAAGUUUGCGAGAGCUACAGACACGCAUUAAUGAAACCAUUGUUGCUGUGCAAAAUGUUACAGCCAAUCCCAAAACAGAUACCAAGCUGGGUAAGGUAGGAUUUUAAAGGAAAGGAAGGUUUCUCUGCACAUGAUAUUUAUUUAGAAAAACGAGAUUGCACAUAUUUAUAACGGCCAAUAUUUAUGAAAAUAAGAAAUAAAAAACUAAAAAUGCAUUAAA
Messenger RNA from Musca domestica (house fly), 944 nucleotides. Its product is annotated as RNA transcription, translation and transport factor protein. Gene Ontology annotation, molecular function: RNA binding. Lineage: Eukaryota; Metazoa; Arthropoda; Insecta; Diptera; Muscidae. Gene Ontology annotation, cellular component: tRNA-splicing ligase complex. The record is from RefSeq and is a predicted model, not a curated record. Gene Ontology annotation, biological process: tRNA splicing, via endonucleolytic cleavage and ligation. The transcript is spliced from 3 exons. The coding region runs from base 88 to 831 and encodes 247 amino acids.